This is a messenger RNA of Penicillium verhagenii, 1071 nucleotides long. RefSeq names its product zinc finger MYND domain-containing protein. NCBI's taxonomy places the organism in Eukaryota, Fungi, Ascomycota, Eurotiomycetes, Eurotiales, Aspergillaceae. The transcript has a single exon. Bases 1 to 1071 code for a protein of 356 amino acids. The record is from RefSeq and is a predicted model, not a curated record.
AUGUUGACUUUGGAGGAGCGUUGGGCUAUCGGUGACAGGGCUCCGUUGCCGAAAGUAGCAAAUAGCCUUCAAUCGGGCUGUGCCGUUUGUGGCGAGGAGAAAAACAUUAGGACAUGCUCUGCUUGUUACGUCGUUUCUUACUGCGGCCCAGACCACCAGCGUGCCCAUCGCCGUACACACCGAUUUGUCUGUGAUGCAGUGAAAAACGAGAAAUUAGCUCUUCAAUCUGCCGAAGCUCAUGCACAGGCAAAUACGACAAAUACGAGAGGAUUCCACUCUGGAGCUAAUUUGCUCCCCUUGAUGCAACUCCCGGAUCCUGCUAUGCUUCAACUCUUCCAGGCCUAUCAUCAGUCUUCUUUGACCGUGUUUCUGCGACGAAUCAAUACUGUCAAAUCCGUUCAAGCGCAAAAGGGGCACUUCCAGCGCUGCAACGCCUUACUCUUCGCAAACUCGCUGGACUUUCAUUGUGCUGCCCUCGAAGCUACUGCUAGACUUGGUCAAGAUCAAGAGCUUUACGACUCUAUCAAGGCUUUAUGCAUCUUCCAAAUGAUAGAUGGAACUUUUCACCAUGAGAAUGUCUUGGAAUCUAUCGAUUUCAUGAUCCAGCCCACCGACAGUUUUUGGUACCACAGAAUCCUCGACUUGCUCGUGCUCAUGACAUUCUUCAAAGUGAAGUUGCUGCUCGAUUUGAUGCGCCUUGAUGUAGCAAGAACGGCACUGGGCUCCAAGUUUCCACGAGAAGUCCUCGAUAUGGUUCUUCUGAAUAUCCCAGAAAGCCGCACGGUUACUACCAAUCGUGGGAUCAUGAACAGCACAGACCUCAUAGCAGAGAUUACUACGAUAGCCGCCCAAGUUGACCUCUUGCUCGCUGAAGUGAACGACCGAAACCCGCGUUUUUGGAACAAGUUGGCUUUGCACAAUCCUAACAACUCUCUUGUUGAAAGACCCACGCAACAAGAAUUGUCGAACCAUAGCCUGGCGCAAGCUAAAGAUUUGUUCCUGUGCCAUGUCUACUGCUGGUUUGAAACCCCUGGGGCCAUUGCCUUGCUCCGGCGGAAGCGUGGUUUUUGA